This is a messenger RNA of Dreissena polymorpha, 3685 nucleotides long. RefSeq lists its product as uncharacterized. Gene Ontology annotation, cellular component: membrane. Lineage: Eukaryota; Metazoa; Mollusca; Bivalvia; Myida; Dreissenidae. The record is from RefSeq and is a predicted model, not a curated record. Bases 208 to 1671 code for a protein of 487 amino acids. The transcript has 8 exons.
CAUCAACAGCAACAGCAGCAUGGGACACGUGACCUCUCACGCUGCCCUUCAUCUGUACCACGUGACGGGUACCUGUUCGUGCAGGAGGAGAGAUGUUACCAGUUUGUCAUAUUUCAGGAGAAAUACUGGGUUGAUGCCAGGAACGACUGCAACAACAAAGGAGGCAGCCUGGUGAUCAUUAAGGAUCAGCAGACCCAGCAGUUCAUCAUGGCGUCGCUUGGUUACCUUGGCAACAGCAAACAAGGAAUCUGGAUCGGGCUGUCUGACAGUCGCAAAGAAUUACAAUGGGAAUGGGUGAACGGCGAGCCCCUGAGCGGAUACAGCAACUGGGCGGGCAAGGAAGGCGGGGCCAAUGGGCUGCACCUAACACAGGACUGCGCGCAGAUUCGCUGGGAUGACCACGGGCUCUGGCAUGACAAGGAGUGUCACCUCUGGCCGCAGACAUUCUCGUACAUUUGCCAGUUUGAUAUGAAACCAAAAACAACAACAACAACAACAACAACAACUACUACUACAACUAAACCAACAUCGAUACCAGGAACUACACCAACACCAACAGUGACGUCAUCAACUACACAGAUACCACCAACAACGUCAUCAACUACACAGAUACCACCAACAACGUCAUCAACUACACAGAUACCACCAACAACGUCAUCAACUACACAGAUACCACCAACAACGUCAUCAACUACACAGAUACCACCAACAACGUCAUCAACUACACAGAUACCAACAACGACGUCAACAACUACACCAAUACCAACAAUGAUGUCAACAACUACACCAAUACCAACAUCGAUGUCAUCAACUACACCAAUGCCAACAGUGACGUCAUCAACAACACCAAUAACAACAAUGACGUCAUCAACUACACCAUUGCCAUCAAUGACGUCAUCAAUUACACCACUGCCAACAAUGACGUCAUCAAUGACACAAAUACCAACUGUGAGGUCAUCAACUACACCAAUACCAACAAUGACGUCAUCAACCACACCAAUACCAACAAUGACGUCAUCAACUACACCACUGCCAACAUCGACGUCAAACACUACUCCCUUUCUGACAACGAUGUCAAACAUUACUGCGUUUGUAACAACGAUGUCAACAGCGACAACUGUUCAAGUAUUUCAAGAUGGCGACUGCAACUUUGACAACAAACAAAUAUGUGAGUGGACUAACGUAGCCUUCGGUGAUGAUUUUGAUUGGACGAUUCACCAGUCGGCCACGCCCACUGCCGGUACAGGGCCGGAAAACGACCACACAACCGGAACAGCUCAGGGCUCGUAUGUUUACAUCGAAACGAGCGCACCACGGAAGCUGGGCGACAAGGCCUGGCUGCUCGGACCGGAAAUCACAGCCUACCAGACGAUAUGUCUGUCCUUCUGGUACAACAUGAACGGCGAGAGCGCGGCAACGCUGAGUGUAUACAUGUCCAGCAACGGCACUUUGCCUGGUACUCAGCUGUGGAAACGGACCGGGAACAAGGGGAUUGAGUGGCUGGAAGGGCGGGUGCCUCUAAUGACGUCAUCGCUUUCAAAAUAUAAAGUUCUAUUCGAAGCUACCGUGGGUGACGGUUACCUAGGUGAUAUUGCGAUCGAUGACGUCACGUUUUUACAGGAAGAUUGUCAAGGACAACCGGGCUCCAUGCUGUCACUAUCUGGGAGAUAGUGGCUUUAUUUGAUAUUUGAUAUCCGUGUUGAAAUAUUUAAUAUAAAAUAUACUCUCUUAUAAACAUCAGUACUUAGUAAAUAUCAAUACACGGUGGUUAUACGGAUGCAAGUCGUGAGUACAUUCGGGCACGCGAUUCUCAUUUCAACAUUAGCCAUGUAGGCAAAACUGGAAUGCGGUUUAGAAAAAGAUGAAUCGGAACGUCAAAUUAUAGUUUUACCCAAUGGAAAAUAAUUUGAUUUGUACAAUCGAUAAAUCCAUUAUGUAAAUUUGACAUGUACAAUGUUGGAAGAUCCCAACAAUAAUGAGCAGAUAUUUUCAUGCAACACAAUUGUUGUUCGAGAUAAAACACAACUUUGUCGGUAAAUUUGAUCUAAAUGAAUUGAAUUUCUGUAAAACGCAAAUUGUUAUUAUGGUACAACGGAAAAAAUGUAAUUGUAUUUAAUAAUUAUAAUUAUUACUUAAAAUUGCGAAAAUAACAUGUUGACAAAUGGCAUGUAGUUUAUUUUAAGUAAAGUGUUUUAUUAAUGUGUGUAUCGUAGACCGUUUUGCUCGCUUAAAAAUAUGUUGUUUAUGUCCGAAUACGGACAUAUUACGUCUGUUCAAAAUCAGGAUCUGGAGUGUGUUGUUGUUGUUGAUCAUUUUUCAGUGGAUUGUAUAAUUUUUAUGAACUUCCCGACAUAUUCAAGGAGACCUUUCAAUAUAGAUAAAACACUUAGCUAUUCCAUGACAAAUCAACGAAAGCAGAGCCGCGUCAUGCCGAAAUAGGUCUUAUGCCGUAUGGACCAGUCUAGACCAGCCUGCGCAUUCGGGUCAGGAGCUAUGCUGCCCGCUUACGAGUGCCCAGCCUGCGCAUUCGGGUCAGGAGCUAUGCUGCCCGCUUACGAGUGCCCAGCCUGCGCAUUCGGGUCAGGAGCUAUGCUGCCCGCGUACGAGUGCGCGAAACAUUGCUUGACUUUAUAGCGGAAAUGGUAGCUGACAGAAUAAGGCAUAAUACCCAUUUUCGUAAGACGCGGCUCUAAUCAAGAAUCCGCGACUUUUAGCUGACAUAUGCCACUUCCCCUUAUAUGUGCUCACCCUGCAAACAUGUUUCUCUUCCAUGACCUACUGUAGGGAAUGAUGCUUUGAUGUGUAAACUAAAGUGCCAUCGCGAAAUUUGUGUUCUUUUGCUACGCAUUAUUUUCAAAAACUUAUGCACUUGAUUGUCACUCUAUAUUGCUAGACUAAGUUUGAUUUCUUAUGAUUGAAAUUAGCUUUGGAACUUCAUCUUGAAACCAUAGGCACGAUUCUUGCGCUUGAGGCUCUGUCACACCAUCUUUAUCAUUUCUGUAACUUUAAGAAGUUAUAUUCAGGUCAAUAUUCUCCUGCCGACCGCUUUGUUGCUCCCACAAGGGGUUACACAGGGGAAUCAAACACCAUCUUUAUUAUUCCUGUUACUUUAAGAAAUUAUAAUCAGGUCAGUAUUCUCCUGCCGAACGCUUGGCUGCUCCUACAAGGGAUAAAACACUGGAAUCAAACACCAUCUUUAUUAUUUCUGUUACUUUGAGAAGUUAUAAUCCGGUUAAUAUUCUCCUGCCGAACGCUUUGCUGCUCCCUUAAGGGGUUACACACGGGAAUCAAAUAAAGCUAACACGUCAUUCAGCAUCAAUAGUUUAAUUGUUGUAUGAUAAAAGAUAUACACAUAGAAAGGCGUGAGUGCUAUAUAUGUAUGGUGUACAAAUGAUUACAUGUUUGUAACUUGUUACAUACUUAUUUGUUGUAACGAAAUAUGUUUUUUUAUAUUUUAGACAAAUAUUAAGUUUACACGAAUCAUUAUUUACAUAUUCGACCACACUGCUCAAAAUUGAACCGUUCGAAAAGGUUUGUGUGAAAUAUACAGGUAUGUUACAAAACAUGUGAUUUUAACCGUGAUUUAACUAUAAGCCAAGUAUUACACUCGAUUUCAAGAGUGCCCCUUUGACAUCAUAAUAAAUCUUUAAAAAAUCUUUUAAAUUCAUUGAUCUAGCCACAAUGG